This is a messenger RNA of Photinus pyralis (common eastern firefly), 996 nucleotides long. RefSeq names its product putative nuclease HARBI1. The record is from RefSeq and is a predicted model, not a curated record. Bases 1 to 996 code for a protein of 331 amino acids. The transcript has 5 exons. Lineage: Eukaryota; Metazoa; Arthropoda; Insecta; Coleoptera; Lampyridae.
AUGGAUGUUGUUGAAGAAUUUUUCAUAGAAGAUGAUUUAGACAUAUUGGAUAUAGUAGAGUUUGGUUUCCCACGUAAAGUUUAUACUAGGAAAAAUCAUUUCGAGGAGAUGGAUAACUUAACAUUCUUUAAGCGCUUUCGUUUGACGAAAGAUACAGUUCUGCAGUUGUUAGAAUUAAUCGAAAUGGAUCUCGAAUAUAAUAACAAUUUAAACAAUAAUGUAGCACCUAUUGAUCAGUUGUUAGCAGCGCUUAGGUUUUAUGCAAGUGCUGGACAUUUAAGUACAGUGGCUGAUUUUAUCGGCAUGGAUAUCUCCACAGCAUCACGGUUAGUUGCAAAGGUUACACAUGCUAUUGGUAGACUGUAUCCAGAGUUUGUUAAAAUGCCAGGUCCAAAUGAAUUAAUUCAAGCGCAGAGAGAAUUUUAUCGUUUAUCAUCUUUUCCCAGAGUUAUUGGUUGUGUUGAUGGUACGCAUGUCAAAAUACAAUCACCAGGUGGAGAAGAUCCGGAGGUUUUUAGAAACCGAAAGGGAUAUUUCUCUAUAAAUGUUCAGGGUACUUGUGAUGCAAAUCUGAAACUGUUAGAUGUUGUUGCUCGCUGGCCAGGGUCUACAAAUGACUCCACCAUUUUUAAUAACUCGAGGCUUAGAAGGCGAUUUGAAAACAAUGAGUUCCCAAACUGUUUAUUGCUAGGCGAUAGUGGCUAUGUUGUUAGAAAUUACUUUUUAACACCUCUUCUGAAUCCACUAGCAAGAGGUGAAAGACUGUACAAUGAAGCACAUAUUCGCACCAGAAAUGUUAUUGAAAGAUGUUUCGGUGUGUGGAAAAGAAGAUUUCCAGUUUUAGCGUACGGAAUGAGAUUGAAGUUGAAUACUGUAUUGCAUGUUAUAGUUGCUACAGCAGUUCUCCACAAUUUAGCAAAUCAAAUGAAUGAAGAGGAACCUCCAUUACCUGAUGAUCUUAAUCAUGAAGAAAAACGGUGCAAACGGCCAUUUUAA